GCAAGUUUUGUGGAAUCUCGAAAACCGAGCUGAUCACCAUUUGCAAUGUCUGUGUACGAGAAUAAAUCUACACAGAGAAAAGGAAAUAAUAAGAAGAAGGCUCAAGCUCAUCAGAACUCAACUGCAUGGAAGCCUAACAAGAACUCGAAGAAAACGAGAAUUAUCAACGCUCUCCCAGUUUAUGGACUUUGCGAUAGAUGCACCGAAGUCAUUCUGUGGCGAAAGAAGUACAAGAAGUAUAAGCCAUUGACAGCACCAAAGAAGUGUACCAGCUGUCAGCAAAAGUCAAUCAAAGAAGCUUACCACGUUUUGUGCGAUGACUGUGCCUGCAAGAGAAAGGUUUGCGCCAAGUGUUUAGAGAGUAAAGAGAUUGUUACAAGCAAAUCGGAUAUCAAAACGGACAAGGAUCUACAGAGAGAAGGACAGGAACUUGAGCGGUUAUUGAACAGAAUGACCCUUAGACAACGUAGAUCAUACCUUCGGAAAUUGGAGCGUGGCGAUGAUUUGUCACAUAUCAAAGCUGAAGACUUCGACAACGAUGACUUCGAUUUGGGUAGCGAUUUUGAUGACUUCAGUGAUGAUGAUGAAGACGAUGAAGAAGAAGAUGAUGAUGAAGAAGAAGAAGACGAAAUCAAGAAAUGAACAAGUACAUGCGAUAGCACAUCCAUUCACCAACUUUACUUUAGAGUUGUCGGAACAAAGGGAGCCUAUGGAUGCAGACUUACCACCCCACAACUUCUUUCACCAUCUUUUUGCAAUGCCAUCAUUAUACUCUUUCCCAUCUGUCUUCACAUUUGUACAGUAGCAUUUCCACGAUGUAAGGAUACCUGGCAUUGGCCCGGCCGCUAAUUUUGGGUUUAUUUAGAAU
Molecule: messenger RNA, 868 nt
Organism: Umbelopsis ramanniana AG
Lineage: Eukaryota; Fungi; Mucoromycota; Umbelopsidomycetes; Umbelopsidales; Umbelopsidaceae
Exons: 3
Coding region: 46-642 (198 amino acids)
Source: RefSeq, a predicted model, not a curated record